AGAAGAAAAUGGUGUAAGGCCAGCCAGUGCAGCUCCCAGCUCCAAUCACGGCGUGCCCAGGCCUCAGGGAGGAACAUGGCAGCAGCUCAGGGAGCAGGAAGCAGUUCAGCCGGGCCAUCCGGACUUCCCGGUUCUGCCCCGGGGCACAACAACAACUCCACAGCAGUGGCGGUAUGGGAAUGGCAGGAUGAAUUUGGCAGGUGGAGGCCAUACCGAGGGAACGUCUGCAGCUACAUUGAACAGGUUUUUCAGGCCUCUCAGCAGAAGGGCCGGCGUUCGGGGUCGGGGCUUGUCAGCAGCAUCCCUUUGGGUCACGCGGAUCCUGUCUUGGCCCCCUAUGUCAUCGACAUCCCAAGCUUGACGCAGUUCCGGCAGGAUACAGGGACGAUGCGGGCUGUCCGCAGGCACCUCUUCCCUGGGGACUCCGCUGCCGGUCAGGGCAUUGUUUGGGAGUGGCAGAACGACGAAGGCGGGUGGUCCCCAUAUGAGAUGAAUGUCUGCGUGUUUCUGGAGCAAGCCCGUGCCACAAACCACCAGCGAGUAGAUCUCGGACCCUUGGGCUACAACUACGAAGUUGACUUUGUGGCUCAAGUCCAGACCAACAAGACCACAAGAUUCCGCCGCAGCGUUCAGAGGCGCUUGGAUGCCCCGUACCCGGUGACGGCCUCCCCGGCACCCCUUCACGCAGGGCCGGCUUGUUCUUGCCAGCAGUGCUGGUUAAACAGCGGGACUGGUCCCAUCACCACGCGCUACCGCCACUCCAUGAUAAACUUUCCCAACUCUUCCACUACUCAUCAGGUUUCCGGUAGGACAGCGUCAGUAAGUUCUUCCAGCUUCGUGCCCUAUAACAAACCAGCUUUGUCUGGAGCAAGGUCAACAUCGAGACUCAAUGCACAAAGCACCUGGGCCUUGCCUCAAGCUGGGGCCACCAGCACAGGACUGUCUGCAUCUAACGGAGUCAGCGCCCCAAACCUGACAGUCAAGAUGCCCAAACCCAGCAAGGUGAACCAGGCCCUGGCAGGCAUGACGGCUAUUCUGAUGUCAGCCGCUGGACUCCCCGUGCACCUCACCUGUGUGCCGCAAGCUGCCAGCACCCAUAAAGCCACUAAAAAACACAGCUCAGUUAAGGAGGGGAGGAAAGUAUCCAAGAAAGGUA
Balearica regulorum gibbericeps (East African grey crowned-crane) is the source of this 1156-nucleotide messenger RNA. The record is from RefSeq and is a predicted model, not a curated record. Lineage: Eukaryota; Metazoa; Chordata; Aves; Gruiformes; Gruidae.